This is a messenger RNA of Telopea speciosissima, 4087 nucleotides long. Its product is annotated as titin homolog. NCBI's taxonomy places the organism in Eukaryota, Viridiplantae, Streptophyta, Magnoliopsida, Proteales, Proteaceae. The coding region runs from base 8 to 4087 and encodes 1359 amino acids. The transcript has 5 exons. The record is from RefSeq and is a predicted model, not a curated record.
UGAAAACAUGGGUUUUAAUGAAAUCAGGAGUGGGGUGAUUUUAUCCAUCAGAAAUUUUUAUAGAUGGGUUGGUAGUUUUCCCUUGAUUCUGGGUAUGGUUGUUGUGUUCUUCCUCCUCCAUAGAUUUCUUCCGUCUGUGUUCAGCUUUAUGCUCUCAUCAUCCCCCAUUAUUGUAUGCACCGUUAUUCUUCUUCAAGCAUUUUUAAGGUUUGGACAUCGUAAUGUUCACAAAGAUGAGAAGAAAGAGAAAGAUGACAACUCUGCAGAAACUCCUCUGGCCAGUAGGAGAAGAGACAUUACAGACAAGACCAAGUCUUCUGGAUUUAGUUCGCACCAUGGAGAGACCUCCUUCUCUGGGCAGGAGGAGAAGAGACAUUCGGACUCUAGACCUCAUCCAUCUCUUGCAUCUCUUGAGGAUUCUUACGAUAUCUCUGAAUGCUCAAUUGCAUCCAAUGAUGGCAGCUUUGAGAUGGAGGAUGAGGCCGAGAAACUUGAAGAUGGAGUUCAACCUGUGGAAUGGACAGAAGAUGAUGAGAAGAAUCUCAUGGAUCUUGGGACUUCCGAGCUAGAGAGGAACCGAAGACUAGAGAACCUAAUUGCAAGGAGAAGGGCAAGGAAGAUCUCGAAACUGGCGGCAGAGAAGGAUUUGAUUGAUUUCGACAAUAAUGAGUUCUUUCAAAUUCCUGCCAUCACAACAAAGAGAAAUGAACCUCCUCUUGACCUCUCCUACAAUCCCAUUGACGCAAGUGAGUUACCACCAAUUCCAUGUUCAGCUCCUCCUGUUCUUUCGUCAACAAGGAACCCUUUUGAUAUUCCUUAUGACCCACUUGAAGAAAAACUAAAUCUCAAGGAAGGCAGCUUCCAGGAGGAGUUCAUGGCGGUUCUUCAGAAGGAUGUUCACUUCUGCAGGCAUGAAAGCUUUUGUUUGGGGCCUUCGUUCAUGGGAGAGCCUAAGAAAGACAUAUGUGACAGCAAGUUGACUCUUUUCGAAGUAACUGAACAGAAUACAUCCGAGAGAGUGAUGGGUGGAGGCUAUCCUUCCUUCCCUGAAGGAACAACUGAUGAGCCACUUCCUUCUUUGGUUGCAGAUUUGGGUGAUCAGGAAAAGUUCAUUCAACAGGAUUUUUCCCAAGAAGGAACAUUGAUCUCCCACACCGGUUUUGUUCCCGAAAGUGUUGAACAAGAAAGCCAAGCCUCCAAUGAAGUGGUGAAUUCCAAUUCCGAGGACAUUGAGCACGAAGUGAACAAAGAACUGCAAAAGGUCAGCAUACAUGGAGUGGACAAAGAAAUUACCCAUGAAAUGGAUUCUGAAUCGACCACGUCUAACCCAGGUGAAGUUUAUGUGAAACCGGAGGUACCCGGAAAGUAUGAAAGCUUGAGCUCCUCUCCAUCAAAAGAAGAUGAUGAUGAUGCUGAAAGUGAAAAGACCUUCGUUAAUAAUAAAGAUGAGGAAUUGGAAAAUCCGAGCUGCCAUAUUGCAGAGGGAACAGAUUAUAAUCAAAGAGAGGAACCAUAUUAUGAUUCAAGCCUGUCAGCAAUUGAUAAGAAAACCAUAGAAGAGAGUUUGUUUUAUGUGGACAAGGGAGUGAUCCUGACCACCGCUUCCUCCCUAGCUUCAGACUUACAGGUUGAAGUAUCACAAGCAGGCUCACCUCCAACAGCGCUUGAUAGAACCUUUUCACAAAUAGAUGGGGAUUCCUUGGUGUAUGGUGAAGGAAUCACUAAAGAGGAAUUGAGUUGUGGUAGUGAAGUGCCCUAUGAUGCCUCUUCUCAUACUAGUGACGAAGGAAAUGAAUCGAGAUCCAACCACAUAACCAAAAACAGCGAAAUUGAAACUACUAGAGCGGGACAUUCAGGGGACAGUGAUAAUCAAACUGCACCACAUGUGGUGCUGGAAACAGUGGUUGUUGAGCAAGUCUCCUCCCACUCAUUGCCAGAAUCAGCGGUUGUUGAGAAAGCUCCAAUAGAGACAUUCACAUCACCUUAUCCUUCCAUGGAUCAAGUUCUUCUGCACAUUUCUGAUCCAAAGAUCUCUGUUGAUGAGGAGAAAGAUAAAUCGAAAUUGGUACCCUUGAUGGAGGAGCCAAUUGUUCAACCACCCCCCGAAGGAGUUCAUGAAGAACCUCAAACACAAUUCUUGACGGAGGAACCAUCUCUCAAUGGUGAAGAAGCUCAAGAGAUCCCUGUUGAUGAGGGGAAAGAGAAACUGGUACCCUCAAUAGAGGAGCCAAUUGUUCAGCCACCCCCCAAAGGAGUUCAUGAAGAACCUCAGAUGCAUGUCUUGAUGGAGGAACCAUCUCUCAAUGGUGAAGGAGCUCAGGAGAUCCCUAUUGAUGAGGAGAAAGAGAAACUGGUACCCUCGAUGGAGGAGCCAAUUGUUCUGCCACCCUCCGAAGGAGUUCAUGAAGAACCUCAGAUGCAGUUCUUGAUGGAGGAACCAUCUCUAAAUGGUGAAGGAGCUCAGGUGAUCCCUGUUGAUGAGGAGAAAGAGAAUCUGGUACCCUUGACGGAGGAGCCAAUUGUUCAGCCUCCCAUCGAAGGAGUUCAUGAAAAGCCUCAGAUACAGUUCUUGAUGGAGGAGCCAUCUCUCAACGGUGAAGAAGCUCAGGAGAUCCCUAUUGAUGAGGAGAAAGAGAAACUGGUACCCUCGAUGGAGAAGCCAAUUGUUCAGCCACCCCUCAAAGGAGUUCAUGAAUACACUCAGACGCAGUUCUUGAUGGAGGAACCAUCUCUCAAUGGUAAAGGAGCUCACGAGAUCCCUAUUGAUGAGGAGAAAGAGAAACUAGUACCCUCGAUGGAGGACCCAAUUGUUCUGCCACCCUCUGAUGGAGUUCAUGAAGAACCUCAAACGCAGUUCUUGAUGGAGGAACCAUCUAUUAAUGGUGAAGGAGCUCAGGUGAUCCCUGUUGAUGAGGAGAAAGAGAAUCUGGUACCCUCGAUGGAGGAACCAAUUGUUCAGCCACCCACCGAAGGAGUUCAUGAAGAACCUCAGAUGCAGUUUUUGAUGGAGGAGCCAUCUCUCAAUAGUGAAGAAGCUCAGGAGAUCCCUGUUGAUGAGGAGAAAGAGAAAUUGGUACCCUCGAUGGAGGAGCCAAUUGUUCAGCCACCCCCAAAAGGAGUUCAUGAAGAAACUCAGACGCAGUUCUUGAUGGAGGAACCAUCUCUCAAUGGUGAAGGAGCUCACGAGAUCCAUAUUGAUGAGGAGAAAGAGAAACUGGUACCCUCGAUGGAGGACCCAAUUGUUCUGCCACCCUCCGAUGGAGUUCAUGAAGAACCUCAGACGCAGUUCUUGAUGGAGGAACCAUCUCUCAAUGGUGAAGCAGCUCAGGUGAUUCCUGUUGAUGAGGAGAAAGAGAAUCUGGUACCCUCGAUGGAGGAGCCAAUUGUUCAGCCACCCACCGAAGGAGUUCAUAAAGAACCUCAGAUGCAGUUCUUGAUGGAGGAGCCAUCUCUCAACGGUGAAGAAGCUCAGGAGAUCCCUGUUGAUGAGGAGAAAGAGAAACUGGUACCCUCGAUGGAGGAGCCAAUUGUUCAGCUACCCCCCAAAGGAGUUCAUGAAGAACCUCAGAUGCAUGUCUUGAUGGAGGAACCAUCUCUCAAUGGGGAAGGAGCUCAGGAGAUCCCUAUUGAUGAAGAGAAAGAGAAACUAGUACCCUUAAUGGAGGAGCCAAUUGUUCAGCCAAUCCACAAUGGAGUUCAUGAAGAAUCUCAGACGCAGCUCUUGAUGGAGAAACCAUUUGUCAAUGGUGAAGAACCUCGAGAGAUCCCUGUUGAUGAGGAGAAUGGGAAACUAGUACCCUUGAUGGAGGAGCUAAUUGUUCAGUCACCCCCCAAAGGAGUUCAUGAAGAACCUCAGACACAGUUCUUGAUGGAGAAACCAUCUCUCAAUGGUGAAGAACCUCAGGAACAAUCUACAAUUCUGGUGAAUUCCACUGAAGAAACCAAGAUCAUCCCAAGUAGGAACGAGGCAGUAGUUUGCCAGGAUGAGAUAGAGGACAAGGAGAAAUCAAAGCCUAGUGAAGUUAAUGAAGCUGAAUCCACUGUUCACUCAAUUGCAAAGGAAGUAAAUUAUGUAUAUUGGGUUUGA